This is a messenger RNA of Camellia sinensis, 1093 nucleotides long. The record is from RefSeq and is a predicted model, not a curated record. NCBI's taxonomy places the organism in Eukaryota, Viridiplantae, Streptophyta, Magnoliopsida, Ericales, Theaceae.
CUCAUUCGCAUCGUUUUGCUUCUCUCUCUCUCUCUCUCUACAAUUCUUGCAGGGAAGAUCGAAGGUGAGAAUGCCAGGACUAAGAGCCCCUUGCGAUUACUCGAAAGAACCACCUCGUCGUCCAAUCCUGCUAAUCAAUUCCAAGGAACCUUUCAAUGCUGAGCCACCUCGUUCGGCCUUGAUUUCCUCUUACGUAACUCCGGUGGACUUCUUCUACAAGCGAAACCAUGGUCCAGUCCCCAUUGUUGAUGACAUUGAAAGCUACAGAGUAUGUCUAGGUGGUCUAGUGGAAAAGCCCAUAGAACUCUCUAUGGCUGAUAUCAAGAAGCUACCAAAAUACAAUGUGACAGCCACCUUGCAAUGUGCAGGUAAUAGAAGGACUGCAAUGAGCAAAGUAAGAGCAGUGAAAGGUGUUGGCUGGGAUAUCUCUGCCAUUGGAAAUGCCAUUUGGGGUGGAGCCAAACUCGCUGAUGUUCUUGAACUUGUGGGAAUACCUAAAUUGACGAAAACCACUCCUUUGGGUGGAAAGCACGUAGAAUUUGUAAGCGUUGAUAUGUGCAAGGAGUAGAAAGGAGGUCCAUAUAAGGCAUCAAUUCCAUAAAUUCUGAAGCUGAUGUUCUACUUGCAUGUUAGGAUCAAAGACACCCAGAAAAUUAUCUCACACACACAGAGAACACAAUAUUUACGUGGUUCGGCCCAAUGCCUACAUCCACGGACAGAAAUGAGAAUUUUUCACUAAAAUGGUGCAAAAUACAAAAUACAGAGGAGGAGAUGAAACUCACUCAACUCACAGCUCUCACUCUCUAAUUUCUGAUGAUCUCCAAACCCUCCCCUCAGCCUUCAUUUAUACACUAACAGAAUGGUGGAUGGAGGGGCUGGCCAGCACAUGGCCAACUUGUACCAACUCUCUUGUGUGUUGGCUUCACAUGGCCAAAGGUUUCCUAACAUGGCCAGCUCUUGUGUUGGCUUUGCACAUUGCCAACUCCUUCUUCACAUGGAGAAUCAUCCCUCACAUGGGUGAUGAUAUCCCACAAAUCACUCCCUCAGCCCAUGUGAGGUGAUCCACAACAAAACCUGCUGCCAAGGUAUCAAG